Messenger RNA from Mytilinidion resinicola, 470 nucleotides. RefSeq lists its product as uncharacterized. NCBI's taxonomy places the organism in Eukaryota, Fungi, Ascomycota, Dothideomycetes, Mytilinidiales, Mytilinidiaceae. The coding region runs from base 24 to 470 and encodes 148 amino acids. The record is from RefSeq and is a predicted model, not a curated record. The transcript is spliced from 2 exons.
GACCAAUUUCGUAUAUCAUCGUAAUGGCCGAUGUGACCGGAUACACGAUCAAAAGAGUGGGACUCAGAGAGUUUGCAACAACGGGUGACGGUGUUGCCCACUAUUCUCGCCGAAUUGGCGGGGCUUGGGAGCCGUAUCAAGCCCAAGCAGUAGCCACCGUCGCAACUGAAAGGUCGCCAUUGUCGCUCUUCGUUGUUCGACAAGAUCAAAGUGAAGGGGAAUCACUUCACUGGUGUCUCGUUGUUGGACGCGAAGGCGAGAAUCAUGGCAAUGUAUAUCAAGUCAAGGGGGAUGCUACAGGCAUGCGCUACGUCUUUGCGAACCACGUCAACAUCUUCGGUUCCAACUCUUUCCGCAACUCAUACCGGAUAGCCAGCCUGGACUCGACCAGUGCAUCGCGCGUUUACGAUUGUGCUAUCCUAGAACCUCCUCGGGCCGCAAACCAAGCAGCGGUGACGGAAAAUUGCUAA